AGCUCCUGGCCACAGCAUGGACGAUGUGGGUGUGAGAGCUUCUGGCCACAGCAUGGACAACGUGGACAUGUUCCAGCCUCGGGACAAGAAGCGUAGAUUGCAGGAUGACAACACUGAGAAUAUCAACGUGGCUGCAGUGAAUAAUAAGAGCAUGUCCCUGCAGCGCUCACGGCUUCCACAGCUGUCUCUGAGGCGAAUACAGAUGCCAGCUGCAGUGGCCAGCACUGACCCGGCUGGGGCAGUGAAGAAGGCGGGCUGCAGCACCAUCCCGCCGAGCUCCUCCAGGGGCCGGAUGGCACAGAGCACACCUGGCAAGGCAAAGAAGACUCGUGUGGCAGCGGUAGCUAAAGAUGCAGCUCCCAGCACUGCUGCACAGGGUGCUGUGGCCAAGAGGCGACCGGCCUGGGAUGUGAAAGGGAAGCUGGAAGACACGAAGAAACUCCUGUCGGAAUGCGCGGGCAAGCUGCAGGUCGCGGAGCUGCAGAGGAAACGGCUUCAAGAGAGUGUAGACGUGCUGACCAUAGGCAUGUCGCAUGCCACAUCCCGAGUCAAAGAACUGGAAGACAAACUGCGGACAGCGGAGUCUCAGCUGCAGAGCAGGGAAUCGGAGCUGGGUCAGCUUCGACAUGACAUCACUGCCCUGCAGAAGGUGUUGCCGCUCCGGGAAGCUCAAAUCAGCAGCUUAACUACUGAAGUGAAAGAACUCUCCGCCGCUAUGGAAGACAACAAGAGUACACUGGUGUACACACAGCAGCAACUGGACCAGAAGACUGCCUUUGCGGAUGAAAAAGAAAAGCUUGCCGACAGUCUGGAGGAGCAGCUUCAGCAUAUGGAGCAGGCACUGACAAACACUGAGCAGGAAAGACGCAGAUUGCACAACGACGUGCAGGAGCUGAAGGGGAAUAUCCGUGUUAUCUGCCGUGUUCGCCCGUUUCUGGACGGGGAGAGGCACAAUGAUAUGAUGCACAUUCAGUUCCUGCCCAGUGAUGAGAAGGUGAUCACCCUAACAAAGGAGCAGGAGUCUCACACUGGGAACAACCGGAAAGAGGUGGUGAAACACAACUUUAGUUUUGACCACGUUUUACAGCCAGUGGCAAAGCAGGAAAAAGUGUUUGAAGACAUCUCUCAACUGGUGCAGUCUGCCCUGGAUGGCUACAAUGUUUGUAUCUUUGCCUACGGCCAAACAGGCAGUGGCAAGACCUACACCAUGGAGGGGCCGGACGAGCUGACGUGUGACACCAAGGGGAUGAUUCCACGCGCAGUCGAUCAGAUCUUCGUCACUGCGCGUAGACUCGAGACCAUGGGAUGGAUGUACAAGUUCACCGCCAGCUUUCUGGAGAUUUACAAUGAAACCAUCCGUGACCUGUUGGUAACUAGAUCGCAGAAGGCCGCUGUGUACGAGAUCAAGCAACGCGGUAACCAGAGCCAUCCGGAGCAGCUGUACGUCACCAACUUGAAGUACGUCACUGUCGACACAGUGGAGGAGGUCAACAAGUUGAUUGCCACGGCCAAGUCAAACCGUUCGGUGGCAAAAACAGCAGUCAAUCAUAAAUCAUCAAGAAGCCACAGUGUCUUCCAGCUGCAAAUAGAUGGGAGUAACACUGCCAAAGGCCUGACGUGUAGAUCAACCCUGUGCCUGGUGGACCUGGCGGGCAGCGAGCGCCUGGAUAAAUCUUGUUCGACCGGGGAACGUCUGAGGGAGGCUCAGGCAAUCAACACCAGCCUGUCCUGGCUCGGACUCGUCAUUCAGUCACUGUCCAACAAGGAAGCUCACAUCCCUUACCGCAAUAGUAAGCUGACCCUCCUAUUACAGAACAGCUUGGGGGGAAAUUCGAAGACGUUGAUGUUUGUCAACGUGUCACCGCUGGAAGAAGACUUCCAUGAAUCCCUCAACACCUUGCGGUUUGCCAGUCAGGUGAACGAGUGCAACAUUGGCACUGCACAAAUGAAUCGUAAACGUGUCCUGUGAGGGGGAGAGGAGCCGUCGUUCUGUGUCCAGCUGGGCUGCUGAUAAAGUCUCGUUUUUAUAUGUGUUUGUAUCUAUUGCUUUAAUCUGUUUUAUUUUUUAAUCUAAUAAAGUAUUAUUAUUUUUGCUACCCUCA
Leucoraja erinaceus (little skate) is the source of this 2102-nucleotide messenger RNA. RefSeq names its product carboxy-terminal kinesin 2-like. The coding region runs from base 17 to 1969 and encodes 650 amino acids. The transcript is spliced from 17 exons. Lineage: Eukaryota; Metazoa; Chordata; Chondrichthyes; Rajiformes; Rajidae. The record is from RefSeq and is a predicted model, not a curated record. Gene Ontology annotation, biological process: microtubule-based movement. Gene Ontology annotation, molecular function: ATP binding; microtubule motor activity; microtubule binding.